GCUUCUUGUAUACCUGUCUUCUUUCUCAUUCUUUGUUCGUUUUUUCCUUCCUUCCCACCCAAACAAACGAAUGGAUAUGAAUAGCAAACCAACCACCAUGGCCAUGGCACUGAUGCACACAACAAAGAGAAAGAGGAGGAAACGCAGGAGCGGAGUCCCUCAUCAAUACCUGACCAAUCUGCCUCGAGCUCUUCUGGAAGAGGUUCUAUCCCACGUCGCCUCGAGCUCCAUAACCAAUCUCUUCAACGCCAAACGAGCCUGCAAGUCCAUGUUCGAAGCUUCCUCGCAGCGCUGCGUGCUGGAGCACGCCGCGGUGCUGGAGAAGUUCCCCUACAUCAACCGGCACAAUCGGCGCAGUUCCUCGUCUUUCCUCCAGGAGUGCAUGGAAAGCGGCAAUCGAGAAGCGCUGUUCUGCACCGGGAUGGCAGAGUACUUUUCCACCCCGGAAACGACGGAGUCUGGGCUUCGCCGCCUAAGGGCUGCGGCCGCGAAGGGUCACGCCGAAGCGAGGUACGUCUGUGGGAUGAUUCUCUUGUGCUUUGCCGGAGGAGAAGACGACGACGCGAGGAAGGAAGGGUUGGGGUUUCUCGAGGGUUUGAGGCGAUCGGAUACCGUGAGGAAGUGUAGAAAGACGGUAGAGUCUGUAAUGGAGCACUUGUGGUGGGUGAACGGCGAUGGCCGUGGCCUGGCAGGGAGGUGCUGGAUGGGGAAGGACGUCCGGCGUGGAAGUUGCAGGUGCGUUGAGAAAGAGGAGUUGAAGUGUUUGAGCAGGAAUCCGGACUUCUUAUGGCUGCGGAGAGAGGAACAAGUGUUGGAAAUCGUCGAGAGUCGGCUGUGUGAUCUCUGUUUUUGGGACAAUGAAGUGCCCGUGUUUUGCAACAAGUUGGGGCCGCUCAAUGUGUUUCUUUUGUGAAAAAUAACUGUUUAGGGCGGCCGUAGUAUUUAUUAACUAUUAAGUCAGUUAGUAUGGAAUGGAAGUAACUAUGUUUUUUUUUUCUUCAUGAGGAUGAUUGUUGGUUUCAAUGGUUGAAUUUAGAUGGUGUGAUAAGUAAUAUAUAUGUUAAUAUUUC
Linum trigynum is the source of this 1070-nucleotide messenger RNA. The record is from the annotation of a GenBank genome assembly. NCBI's taxonomy places the organism in Eukaryota, Viridiplantae, Streptophyta, Magnoliopsida, Malpighiales, Linaceae.